This is a messenger RNA of Didymodactylos carnosus, 1966 nucleotides long. Lineage: Eukaryota; Metazoa; Rotifera; Eurotatoria; Philodinida; Philodinidae. The record is from the annotation of a GenBank genome assembly.
AUGGCUGUAGCUUAUAAUAACAACUUACCGAUUCGUGAAGAUUUUCGAUGUGCUCUUUGUCGUCAGAAAAACGUUUUUCAUUGUGAACACGAUACAAAAUAUCGAGAUCAAAUUUUAGGAACAUAUGAUCCGUCUAUUCCAUCAUCAACUCAAAGUGAUCAGUUGGCUAGUCAUCGUGCUUUAGAACGUCAGAGACAUACGAGAAAUAAUAGUUCAAAAAAUAAUGGUCGUUUUAAAAAACUACCACCAAUCGCAUCGACAUCUCGUACAACAGUGGAAAAAGAUUUCGAAAAUAAAAGAGGUAAGAAAACGACGAACGAAUAUUCAGUGAAGACAUCUGAACAACAUAAAAAUAAAAAAUCUUGUACAAUACUAUAAAGAGAGUCGUAUCUCAACUCUUCAGUAACAAUCUGUUCACUUUCAACUACAACAAUAGAACAUCUGCCUUUAUUUCCGAAUGGGAUAUCGUAAACAAUUAUCAACCAAAAGUCCCAGCAUGUGCGGCAUUUUCCCCAGAGCCUAUAGUCUUUUCAAAUGUGAUAUGAAUUUUCUAACAAUGAACUAUUCAUGUUUGACAAAUGUUUGUAAAUGUAAAGCUACUUUUUACAUUUUAUGUUGAUUAUUUUUAUUUAUAUCGAGUAUCCGAUGUUGUCUGAUGUUUUUUAAAGAUUUUGUUUUCUACGCACAUGUUAACAAAGAUAUGUCACACAAAAGUUCUGGAUUUGGAAAUAAUUGCUCAAUCUCUUUCUGUUUCGAGAAAUCAAAAAUUCAGAAUUUUUUCCAUAAAUUAUUAAUGUAUUAAUCAUUAUAGCUAGUUCUCCUGUACGCAAUGACAUUGAUCAUCCUAUAUAAUUUUUUGUGUAUUCUGUCAGAAUAAAUCAUAACCGUAAGAUAAGAAAAGAUACUAGAUGAAAAACCUUUUGAGUUAAAACAGAACAUUUUUUUCCUAGUAAACCUCUCGUAAAAAACUGUUAAGGGUUUAGUAAGCGUUCUAAACCUUGUUAAAAAACUUUUAAAGGUUUAAGCUUGAUGAUAAACCUUUCGGAAAAACCUUUCGGGUUUUUUUUUAUGGGAUUUAGUUCGCUUACUAAACCCUUUAAGGUUUAGUAAACGACGCUUUUUUUAGAGUGCACUCUGCUACACUGCAGAGAUGGGCGAGUCAGUACUUUUUCGAGUCUGGGUCGAGUCCGACUCCGGGGCGCAUCAAAAAUUGACUCGAGUCAUUUUGGAUCAUUUUCUAGAGGGAAAAUUCCUCCUGAUUCAUUUUUCCAAGAACAACUUGAAGCUCACUAUUAAGCAUUCGUUUGUACUCAUUUUGUUGAACAUUUGCUACGUGUUAUCUAACCUCUUUUUUUGUAAAGCCUGGAUAUAAAGGUGGGUACCACAUAAUUCAAUUUUCUUUUGCAGGAACAGACAGAAACAUUUUAGCUAGUUCGAAUAAAACAGAAUAGUUAUUUUGUUUUUGAAAGAUACGAUUCGAACCAAUACCUCCUUCUACUAAAAUAUAAUAAACGCCGUCAUAAUAAUCCAAAGUUGCACUUGACCGACUCGAAAGGGACUCAAGUCAGUUUAUUAAGUUUAUUGAGUCUUUCGCCUCGAGUCCGGGUCAUAUAAAACUGGGAUUCGAGUCUGAGUGGUGACCUGGACUCGCCCAUUUCUGUUACAGUGCUUGCUGGAUUUUCGGCAAAAUUAUUUUGCACACGAUUGUUAAAGAAUGUCCAUCAGUUGGGAUGAUAGGCUAUAAACAGCGUAUGAAAGAAACAUGACCCUUCGAAGCCCUUAGUAGGAAACUUAUUUAUAUCUGGUUAAAGAUUUUAGUAAGAUUUCUCUUUGUCUUGUUCUCUUCCUAGGUCGUCGAAGAUUAUGUAAUUAAUUGUGUAUUAAAUGCUUUAAUGCCUUAAAUUUUGUAACUGUCUAAAAACAAGCAUUUAAUUGUCACAUUUAAUGCAUUUUUUGAGCUUUUCAG